AUGCCCCUGAGAGGGUCCCUCAGGGCAAACCUGCCCAUGGAAGGGUUCCUGGGGGCGAACCCGCUCCAGGGAAGGUCCCUUGGGGCGAGGCUGCCCCUACGAGGGUCCCUGGAGGUGCUUCUGCCCUUGGGAGGGUGCCUACGAGAGUCCCUGGAAUCCCCGCCGUCCCUGAAGGUCGUUGGAGACGUAAAUGCCUCUGAGAAGGUCUCUAAGGUCGAACCUGCCCAUGAGAGGGUCCCUAAGGGCGACCCUGCUCAUGGAAGAGUUCCUGGGGGCGACCCCGCCCCUGGGAGGGUCCCUUGGGGAGAGGCUGCCCCUAGGAGGUUCCCUGGGGGCGCUUCAGCCCUUCAGAGGGUCCCUGUGAGUGUCCCUGGGGGCCCCGCCGUCCCUGUGAGGGUCCAUGGAAGCCCCGCCGUCCCUGUAAUGGUCCCUGGGGGCGCCACCACCCCUGGGAGGGUUCCUGGGGGUGCUGCCUCUGAUGGAGGGCUCCGUGGAGGCGCCGUUGCCCCUGGGGGCACUGCCACCCAUGGAUGGUCCCUGGGGACUCUGCUGCCUCUGAGAGGAUCCCUAGGAGUGACAGACCAGUAG
Homarus americanus (American lobster) is the source of this 588-nucleotide messenger RNA. Its product is annotated as myosin IC heavy chain-like. NCBI's taxonomy places the organism in Eukaryota, Metazoa, Arthropoda, Malacostraca, Decapoda, Nephropidae. Bases 1 to 588 code for a protein of 195 amino acids. The record is from RefSeq and is a predicted model, not a curated record. The transcript has 2 exons.